UGUAUUUUCUCCUUACUGUGGUCUCUCAAAUAAAUCAAACCCAUUCGUGAGAACUAAUCCUCCUAACUUUUUCUAUCAGGUAAUCACAUAGACUUGUUCUAUGCAAAUGGGAUAAUAAUUAUGAUUGUUUUGUUUCGAUAUACUAUUAUAUGAUUAUAUAUAGUUUACAUAGACAGAUUCUCGGGAAGCAAGCACAACAUCAAAUUGAAGAGUUUGGAUUAAUCUAUAUAUCGAAGAUCAACAACGGGUAAUAAUGGUGGUUCACGAAAACACUAGCACCACUAUUGAAGAUGUUUGGGUGGAGAAGAACAAGAAAGCACUCCAGUUCAUAGAGGAUGCGACGACAAAUGCCGGUGAAAUUCAGAAGAGUCUACUCUCUGAAAUACUGUCUCGUAAUGCUCAUGUCGAGUACUUGCGGAGACAUGGUUUAGAUGUCAACGGAACACAUAUAGAUCACCGUGAGACGACCUUUAAGAAAGUCAUCCCAGUCAUCACUUAUGAGGAUCUCAAGCCAGAUAUCCAACGUAUUGCUAAUGGUGAUACUUCACCGAUCCUCUGCUCACAGCCUAUUUCAGAGUUUUAUGUUAGCUCUGGUACUUCAUCAGGAAAUCCAAAAUUGAUGCUAACAACAGAAGAGCAAGCUGAACAGGUAUGGUUCUUCCGAAGCCUAGUGAUGCCUGUGAUGAAUCAACAUAUUCCCGGCUUAGACAAAGGCAAGGCUAUGUAUUUUACGUUUACAACUUCUAAAUGCUCCAAAACACCGGGAGGGUGGAUAGCUCGUCCGGCACUUGCCAGCCUCUUCAAGAGUUCACAGUUCAAGAAUUUACUUUCAUCAGGUGAUCCUUACUACAACUAUACUAGCCCUAUCGAAACUAUACUUUGCGAAGAUAAUUACCAAAGCAUGUAUUCACAAUUGCUUUGUGGGCUCUGUCAGAAUGACACUGUUGUUCGAGUUGGAACAGUUUUUUGCUACAGUUUCAUUUUAGUUAUAAGGUUCUUAGAAGAACACUGGACCCUUCUGUGCAACGAUAUUCGAACAGGAACCAUAGACAAGCGAAUUACUGAUCCAUUGGUUCGACAAGGGAUCAUAAGGGCAAUAGCACUUAAUCCAAACCCUGUAUUGGCAGACUUUAUCGAGAUGCAAUGUAGUAUGGAUAACUCAUCAUCGUGGAAAGGGAUUAUACCUAGGUUAUGGCCUAACACAAAGUGUAUAGAGACUAUAGUAAGUGGCAGCAUGUCCAAGUAUAUUCCAGCUCUUGAUUAUUACAGCAAUGGCCUGCCCAUUGUUUCUGCUAGGUAUGCUUCGACUGAGGGUCACUUUGGUUUAAAUUUGAAUCCUCUAUGCAAACCUAAUGAAAUAUCUUAUACCCUCAUCCCUACUAUGGCUUAUUUCGAGUUCUUGCCUCUGGAAAAUAAUGACAUAUCGGUAAACCAUAGUCCAAAUGGUGUCGGUGAUGAUCGUGGAGAAAAGCGGCAGCAAGAUACAGUUGUCCUCGCCGAUGUUAAGCUGGGACAAGAGUAUGAACUUGUUGUAACCACUAUUGCUGGGUUGUAUCGUUUCAGGGUUGGAGACGUGCUCCGCGUAACUGGAUUUAUGAACAAGGCUCCUCAAUUCAACUUUGUAUGCCGAAGAGGAGUAGUUUUGAGCAUUGAUGCUGAUAAAACAGAUGAAACCGAGCUGCAAAAUGCCAUUGAGAAUGCCAUCAUCAAGCAUCUCCUACCGUUGCAGGCAUCACUUGAAGACUACACUAGUUAUGCUGAUCCAUCAAUUAUUCCAGGCCACUACGUAUUAUACUGGGAGCUUCACUCUUUCGGAAAUAGCCAAGCAGUAGCCCCAAAUGGUAUCCCGUCGUCGGUGUUUGAAGAUUGUUGUAUCACAAUUGAAGAGUGCCUAAGCUCUGUGUAUCGUGCAUUCCGUGUUGCUGGAAAAAUAAGCUCUCUAGAGAUUAAAGUAGUCAAACAAGGAAGUUUUAGAAAGAUGAUGGAGCACGCCAAGAGUCAAGGUGCUUCAAUAAGCCAGUACAAGACUCCCGGAUGCUUGAAAUCUAUUGCCAUGGUUGAUCUAAUGAACUCUAUGGUUGUUACCAGUUACUUCAGUCCCAAAUGCCCAAGUUUUGUUUCUGGCCACAGUGUAAGCUCGGGGUAACUUAUAAAUUGUGUGAUCAUAAGCAGCUUAUCCGUCGGAAGUAAAACCCAAACAGAGAAGUUUAAUUUCAUUGUGAAUAAGUUUCAAGAGUUUUGUUUGCAGUCAAUUUUCAGUUUAUUGCUACUACUGGCUACUUUCGUAAACACCGGAGUAACUAGUCAUUUCAAGUUUCAAUAAUAUACUUUAUUUUAUUUUUCUUCUUUA
This is a messenger RNA of Papaver somniferum (opium poppy), 2350 nucleotides long. Its product is annotated as indole-3-acetic acid-amido synthetase GH3.6-like. Lineage: Eukaryota; Viridiplantae; Streptophyta; Magnoliopsida; Ranunculales; Papaveraceae. Gene Ontology annotation, molecular function: indole-3-acetic acid amido synthetase activity. Gene Ontology annotation, cellular component: cytoplasm. The coding region runs from base 254 to 2146 and encodes 630 amino acids. The record is from RefSeq and is a predicted model, not a curated record. The transcript has 3 exons.